Molecule: messenger RNA, 723 nt
Organism: Ogataea philodendri
Lineage: Eukaryota; Fungi; Ascomycota; Pichiomycetes; Pichiales; Pichiaceae
Exons: 1
Coding region: 1-723 (240 amino acids)
Biological process (GO): negative regulation of gluconeogenesis; proteasome-mediated ubiquitin-dependent protein catabolic process; protein targeting to vacuole
Cellular component (GO): extrinsic component of membrane; GID complex
Source: RefSeq, a predicted model, not a curated record
AUGCCUACACCAAUUAGUGUUGAUCACGUCCCUAGCAAAGAGCAUAACCGGGUGGUUUCGCACCCAUUCAAGGCCAAACGCCAUGGUGCGCGUCCAAAGCUUGCUGAUUCGCCCAAAACCCGCGAUUUUUUUGCAAACAGCCACAAGUCUCUGGUUUCCUCGUUCCUGAAACCCAACUCCUCGUUUAUAGGGUCGCAACAGUCGGGACGGUCUACAUUUGAGGUUCGUGUGGACCUAAAAGAGGUGGAUCUGAAACGGUCGUAUUUGUGCGGGUUCUUCACGAUCCACGGCCUGACGGAAUCCCAUCCCGAGUUUACCACCUUCUUCAAAGGUGAGAUCAUCGGACCCCACCACUCUUUCUAUACAGCCAACGAAGCCUGGGGCUCGAGCAAGCGCAACGACUUACAGCAUUGGAGCAGAUUUCCUUCCUGGAGAAGUUUGGAGUUUGAUCCCGAAAAUGACCUUGCCAACAAGCCAUUGUACGAUAACGCACUCAACAACGAACAUCUGUACAUGCGAUGGAAAGAAGUGUUUUUGGUUCCGGAUGCCAGCGUGAAAGGUAUAGUGGGUGCCUCGUUUGAAGGGUUCUACUACGUGUGCUUUAACCAGCUCACGGGAUCGAUAUCCGGACUCUAUUUCCAUCAAUCGUCCGGCAAAUUCCAACAACUAGAACUUGCCCAUGUUCCAGACGGUGGGGUAUUACCAUCGUUCAGUUUCGCAUAA